GUGCUUGGGCCUGACCUUCAUUUAAUCUCACUUCUGUCUCUUCCAACUUCGACCAAGAAAAACUGGAAGUCCUUCUCCUUUGUCUGAAAUAUCAGCCACAGAGAGAGAAGCAGAGCUCGUAACAAUGGCGAUGGUCUCCUUGAACCUCGGCAGCGGCCCAAAUCCCAAGGUGCUCCAAGUCAGUUGCAGAAAGAGAGAGAGGAGCAGAGAUAACUAUGACCCCUACAAAGUCAUCGAAAUUACUCCUCCGCCCAAGAACCUCGGCGUCCGUUGCUUUCCCUCUAACAUGCAAUGCGGGGAGAUUGUGACAAUCGAAAGCCAGACUUAUGCAAUCUCGGCUGUAACUCAUAGGUACCAGCUUCGAAAGGGGAAGUACCAACCAAGCGAGAAGAGACUCGAUGUCUUAUCCACGUCGCGAUACGUCUUGAAUUUAUACUUGGAUAAUUUACUAGAACAGUCUUGAGACUUGUAGCUUAAGUUAGUUCCACUUCCACACACUGUUGAAAUUCUCCAUGAUUUGAUUGUGCAGUUCUUCUAUUUCCUUAUGCUAACUUUGUUGGUUAUCCAUGAGCUUUGUAGUAGUUUUCCCAGUGUUGGAAUGUAACUAAUGUAAGCCUGUAAAAGUAAGAG
Messenger RNA from Argentina anserina (silverweed cinquefoil), 630 nucleotides. RefSeq lists its product as uncharacterized. The transcript is spliced from 3 exons. Lineage: Eukaryota; Viridiplantae; Streptophyta; Magnoliopsida; Rosales; Rosaceae. Bases 125 to 463 code for a protein of 112 amino acids. The record is from RefSeq and is a predicted model, not a curated record.